This is a messenger RNA of Pleurotus ostreatus (oyster mushroom), 1029 nucleotides long. RefSeq lists its product as uncharacterized. The record is from RefSeq and is a predicted model, not a curated record. The transcript has 7 exons. The coding region runs from base 1 to 1029 and encodes 342 amino acids. NCBI's taxonomy places the organism in Eukaryota, Fungi, Basidiomycota, Agaricomycetes, Agaricales, Pleurotaceae.
AUGCCACCCACAAUCGACAAUGUCAAGGUUACCGCCCUCACGGCCCCGACAGUCGCCAUGGUCGUCACUGUUGUCCGGAUAAUUGAGCGUAUCCGCACAAAGAGGUGGGGUGUGGAUGACAGUUUCGCCAGCCUGGCCACAGCCAUGCUCCUUGUCUUCGUUGUCGGCAUGUUCGUUCAUUUGGGCGACCCUACAAACAAGACCCGGACGACUGCUAUCGCACUCUCGUACGUCCUCCCCCAGCUGUUCUACGGUGUGCUAUGGUCCACUCGCCUGUCGAUUUUGUUCUCUAUCGUGCGCAUAACACCCGAUUACAUCAUGCGGCGUAUCCUGUACGGCUUGGCUGUCGCAUUCUGCGUAUGUUGGGCCAUCCUUUUCUCCCAGGUAUUCUGGGUGUGUGAGAGCCAGCCGCUGUGGAAGGAAGCCGUUAUUCCGCAAUGUCCGCUUGGGCAAGACGUGGCCAUCGCCCAGCUAAUCACUGAUGUGUUUGCCGAUCUUUCGCUUAUUGCGAUUCCCACCAAGUUGCUCUGGAACCUGAGAGUGUCCAGGAGCCAGAGAAUCAGGCUGCUCCUGACCUUCUCCACAAGUAUUAUCACCACCAUCGUGAGUUUGGUGCAUGCCUUCUACGUGCUUCGUGUGGGAGGCUUGGAGGAAUUGAUUGCUGCCAUCGUUGAGAAUUCGGUAUCUUUAAUUGUGUGCAACUCAGCUGUCCUCGUCACUGCAAUCAUGCAGUUGUUCAGAAAAGGAAGCAUGGACGACAGCACGGGGAAAAUUACUUCACGGGGUACUCGGACUGGGACCGUCUCGUAUGGUAUUACUUCCGUGCCACCCCCACCCAUACAAUACCAAGGCACCGGCAAGGCAUCGGAUGCGCUAAAACAUAUGGACGUCGACUCCGAUAGUCCUUACACAUCCUAUCACAGGAAGGUCGACUCCCAGGGCGCCUCACCCACCGUCGUUCAUGUAACCCAGGAGCAUGUUGCUCUCGUUGACCUACCGCAAUCAAAGAGAGGUUACCGCGAUAUGUAA